AUGGAGAAUGGACGCAAGAACUUCUGGUCAGCGGACCCGGAGAAAGUGGGGACUGACUCUAAGAUUGAAAAGAUACCAGCUGAAGGACUGAGCAUUAAGGAGAGGGCUGUUUACAGCUCGUUCUCGAUGUUGAAGGAUGCGCCCCUGUUUGGGCCGAGGGAGGGGAACCCUUACAACGAUGCGCUGGGGACUCUGAAAAGUGCCAAGCUGAUUCCGGCAGGCACCGUCACCUAUAACGCCUCCCACCCCCUUCGCCUGCUGUUCCGCAUAACCGGAACCGCCGCCAAGAUGGUCUUCCAGUCGGUCUCCUUCUACCUGAUCAUGUCCGUCCACAUUUUCCUGCUGACAAUGUACUACAAAGUGGGGAACAACCACACGCGCUCAGACUCGACCUCCAUCGAGUCUGGGUGGCCGUUCCUGAGGUCUGGUACUUACGCGGGGUUUCUUGGAGUGCUGACGUCAUUCUGCCUGGUCUUCCAGAUGACGCAGUGCUACAACAGGUUUUUCGAGCAGUACAAAGCCUGCAUCGGCGCCAUAAACUGCGCAUUUGCGUUCGACACCGCUCUCCGCUCACUCUUCGACGACCACAAGUUCGAAGGGUCCGGCCAAAUCCGCUUGGAGCUGCACGAAAACGCCUUAUACCGAGAGCACGAGUUGGGGCACAUUUCGGAGCGCUCACUGGACCGUCUCGACGGGCUCUUUGGAGCGCUCUCGGCAGCGAUCGCAACAGUGUAUGAGCAUGCUGACAUGCCGGUACCAUUUGCAGUCUACCAUUUGCUCAACAUCAUGGCACUGGGCUUUCUGAUGAUCUUGUCCUACACUCAGGUGUUUUCGAGCUACUUCUACAGCAUCAUCCCAAUGUUUCUGACGGUUUAUUGUACUUUGGGGAUCCGCGAGCUUGCGAAUGCGCUGGCCGAUCCGUUCGGCAGUGACGACACCGACAUUCCGGUCCUGGACUACGUUUCCGGCCUGCACCACACGUGCGACCAGUUAAUGACCAUUUGGACCGUUCCCAAACCGCAAAAGGGAGAGGUUUAG
Messenger RNA from Klebsormidium nitens, 1038 nucleotides. NCBI's taxonomy places the organism in Eukaryota, Viridiplantae, Streptophyta, Klebsormidiophyceae, Klebsormidiales, Klebsormidiaceae. The record is from the annotation of a GenBank genome assembly.